UGAUUGUGUGUCGGUGUGUGCCGGUUUGUGUGUGUUUAGCGAUAGGGCUGUCGAUGGUGGAGCACACGGAGCCCGAAGACGAGCGGGAGCGAGAGGGAGCGGUGUUUCGUUGGAGGGUUUUGCGGGUGGCACUAGCCAAAGCACCAGCGGCCCGCGACACGCGCAGGUGGGCAAUCGCAACGGGUACGGCACCCCGCGCAGUCGGUUGGUGUAGAAUUAUUUAUAAACAGGACGGAAGCAUAACUAGACCACCAGUUACCGUUCGGUGAGAGUCGCAAGCGGGUUCACCGAAAUCCGAAAAAUUCUAACGUUGCCUUCUCUAACGACAUCGCGCUGGAAGCAUAAUCAGUUGCCUUGCUCCAGUCAUUCCCCCCAGAUCGUUGCUUGAACGCACGGCCACGCGGCGCCAGUUCGUCUUGUCGGUUGGGCUGUCUCGGGACAGUGAGCGUGUGUGUGUGUGUUGUGCGUCUUAUCGCGUACCGUGGUGAAGUGCGUUUUUAAUUUCCAAAAACCCAUACUGAACAGUGUGAGCCCAACAAGCAACGCCAACGGACGGACGGUUAUUUUUCGCAGCCCCAAUCAAUACACACCGAAGUGGUGCAUCAAGCAAUCAGCCUGCACUUGCGAUGGUAGCGCCAGCCGAUCUAGAGCGCCGGGAUGCCAUCCCGGUGCUAUACACGCGUGGCACCCACUACUCGGUCGGGUUUGAUGUGGGCCGCACCUUUGCAUCCAUCAUUCACAGCUUUCUGGAGAAGUCGGUAACGCUGAACGAAACCUAUCUGCCGCUGUUUAACACCGAAAAUGGUCGUAAAAUCUACGUUGACACGUACGAAAGCGUCAAUAAAUCAUUCCCGCAGUACAUCCGCGAGCUGCAGGGUAUUGCGGACGGGGCCAAGGUGGAGUUCCAUAAGCUGUUUUUGCUGCAUAUAGACGAUGUCAUAACCGGUGGCCAGGAUGGUAACAACCAACCGAUCGGUUGCUCGACCAUCUGUGUCAACGAGCCCGACUGCGUUGUGCUGGGCCACACGGAGGACGCACUGUCCGAGGUGCUGAACCACUUCUAUUUCGUGUCGGCCCACAUCAUCUCGGAGUCGCCGGAAGGCAAACACAAGGUGGUGGAGGAACGGUUCACCUCGCUCUGCUAUGCCGGCCACCUGCCUGGCUACACGAUGAACGCCAACCAUCACGGGCUGGUCUUCUCGAUCAACACGCUCAGCGCUAAAACGCUGGUCGGCGGCAAAACACCGCGCCACUUCAUUACGCGAGCCCUGCUGGCGGCGGAAAACUUCGUGCAGGCGCAAGAGAUACUGCGAGACCACGGCGUCGGUGCGGCUGAUGGGUGCUCCAUCAACAUGACGUUCCUUAGACAGGAGGGCGACCGGUUGUUCCACAACGCGGAGAUGGGGCCCGCCACCAACGGGGACGAGUCGCAGCUGAACAUCUUGACCGCCAGCCCGGGCGAGCAUAUCAUCCACGUGAACAGCUACCAGCGGUUGCCGGUACCGGAGGUGUCCGGCCUGAUCAUCGAGUCGAGCAUCGAGCGGAUGAAAACGUUCGCCAAGUACGCGCCGCCGAAGACGGUCGCGGACGUGGUGCGGAUGCUGAGCGACGUGACCGCGUCCGAGCACAAGGUGUUCCGGGACCACGGCAAGAACCAGAAGGUGAAAACGAUCUGCGUCGGCAUUAUUGAUUGCAUCAAGCGCACGUGGACGCUAUACGCGGAGAAUCCCGCGUACGUGCCGCCGCUGGUCGUGCUGCCGCUGGUGCUGAAGGAUUAGAUGGAUUCGUACCCAGGAGCAUUGUCACUCCAGAAGCUUCAAACACUUACACACACACAUACGCGCGCGCCUUUAAUUGAUUUGAUGGCAUUAUUUAUGGCCCCUCCCCAACGUGUCAGGGUAAGACUAAACCAAUAAAAGUCUUUUGAGAGCUUAA
Molecule: messenger RNA, 1935 nt
Organism: Anopheles coluzzii
Lineage: Eukaryota; Metazoa; Arthropoda; Insecta; Diptera; Culicidae
Gene: tan
Exons: 7
Coding region: 627-1778 (383 amino acids)
Source: RefSeq, a predicted model, not a curated record